AUGGAAUCUGCUCUGGAACCUGACUAUGCUACGGCUUUACCUGAAGCCCCAGAUGCAGCUACCCACCAACAGGAUAUGAGCCCAAAUGUCGUUGAAGGCGCAACUGCCGCACCGGAGGAGCCUAGCUCGGCUCUGGUGGAGGCGGAAGUGCGUGGCACGGGCCAAGGAGCAGCGGAUAGCAAUGUGGCCGUCCGGACUAUGUCUGUGGCAGUGACGUCAAGUGAAUCGCCGCCUGGUGCGACCUAUGUGGAGGCAGCCCAGGGCAUGAUGAGUAUGGGGCAGGCUGGGUACGAGACCCAGACUAUAGUCGUUUCCAGCUGGAUGGGCGCCAUCUCCUAUAGCGUCGCCGUCUACGCCUACGGCAAGAAGGAGCAGCUGAGGAUUAUGGAGAGGAGAGCGCCUCUACUAUAUGGAAGGCCUCAGCAGGCUCAACAGGAUGGGAGUUCAGGCGGGAGCACCUAUGAGGCCGUUCAGGAGGAGGUUGAGCGGCAGCUGCGUGGUGUAGUCCACGAGCUGGAGGCCUCGAGGAGGGAGAAUUUGGAGUUGUCGCAAGAAGUGGCUCGUUUGCGUGGUGAUGCGGCCGAGCAAAGAAGUUUGAAGGAGCUGAGGAUCAUGGCAUAUCCGAAAGGGGACGAUGGAAGCUGGGGUGGACAUACAUGCAAGGUCUUCUUUGACUACGGCACCAAGCUUUCAAGCAAGACCCUCUAUGUCGACGGCACCAAGCUUUCAAGCAAGACCCUCUACGUCGGCGGCACCAAGUUUUCAAGCAGGACCUUCUACGUCGACGGUACAGCGCCGGGCAGUACCCCUACGUUUGGAGAUUCCAGUAUGUCGGGUGGUGCGGCUAUCCCUGGUGGAGUUGGUCAGCCAGCCGACCCGAUGGCGAGACUUCUAGAAGAGUUGGAAAAGGUUAUCAAAGGCAGUGGGGGAAAGCCGGAAGAGGUAACCAAGUCGACGUUGGAAGUGCCAAAGCUUCCGGAGCUCACGGAAUCGAGCGCAGUGGACUUCGGUGACUGGCUCCACUGUGUUGAGAAUGUGAUGGGCGACUUGAGUACGUCGUCAUCGGAAUGGUGGCAACAUGUGGUGAGCGAUGCCACAAUUUAUUAUCAGAGCUACCAGCAGGCUGACCAGUUUGGGAGGCUUGCGUUGAAGCCAACGCCCAGUAAGGAGCUCACUGAUGCGAAGUGGGCACGCGUGGAAAGGAGGGGAGCGAGCGUGUUGCUUUCAGCUGCACCGGAGGAGGUGCGGAAGGAUUUGGUAGCUUCAAGGUCGCGAUCUGCGUUGGAGAUCCUGGCGAGGCUCAUGGUGGUUUACAGGCCGGGAAGUGCCACGGAGAAGUCACAGUUGCUGAAGAAGGUUGAGACACCAGACCCAGUUGGGUCUGUCCAAGAAGCAGUGUCUGGCCUGAGGCAGUGGGCUCGGCACUACCAAAGGGCGAAGGACCUCAAGCUGAAUACCCCGGAUCCUUCGAUUAUGUUGCGGUCUUUGGAGGCGAUGGUGAAGAAACCGCUGCAGGACCACUCGGAUAUCACGUUCAGAAUGAACCUUCUGCGCUACUACUUGAAGGUGGACUUUGCUCCAACGGAGGAUGGGGUGAUGGCAAUCCACCGAGCGUACUUGGCCGAAUUCGAGCAGCUGGGCUACCGAAAGUCAAAGGGAAAAGAAGAUACAGCGGCUCCGCCACCGAGGCUGAGGGCGGCUGAUGCUACAACGCCAGCGAUACCUCCAACCUCGCCGUCAUCAGGAGGGAAGGGCGCUCAGAGGCCUUGUCGUUUCUACUUGACGGACGAAGGUUGUCGCCGAGGCAAGGGAUGCAAGUACGAGCACUCGAUGAAGGACCUCAGCAAGGCCGAGAGGAGGGAUCGGUGCUACGAGUGCGGCGGAAAAGGGCACCUAUCGACAGCAUGCCCGACGAAGAAGGAGGUUCAGCAGAAAGCGCUGGGAGCUGGGGAUUCGCCACAGUCUUCUAUAGGGGGAACGGGUGGAAGAAGGCCGGGUGGAAGUCCACCAAAAGGGUCGAGGCCCAGUGAAGGGGCUGGAGAUGCGAUGGCCUCUACGACUUCCACUACGCAUGGCGAGGCCCCGGCGACUCAAGUGCCCGUGGAAGCCCCAGUGCAGGGUAUACCCGUUGAGCAACUCUUGGAGGAUGCUCAGAAGCUGAUGAAAGCGUUCAUGGAGCAGAAGAGCGCCCCGAAUGUCAAGGUGCUGCGGGUUGAAAUCACUAAGGUGGACGACGUGAGGGCAUCACCGGCGCUGAGGGAGCUGAUGAAGGCAGAAGAGGACAUGGUGAGUAUGUGCCGGAUGGGACUCCUGGACUCAGGGGCCACGCAUGCUCUCAGGCCACGUACCCCUGAGGACAAGGGAGAGAAGACCAGCGUGAGUGUGACGCUAGCCGGCGAGCAGAAGGUGCAGAUGGACCAGACUAAGAGCGGCACGAUCUUGGGGGACACACAGACGCAACCCAUAGUGCCGCUGGGCACUUUGGUUCAGGCACUGGGCUAUGAGUUUGCGUGGGAUCGCAAGGGAUGUCGGCUAAGACACCCGGACAAGAAGGAAAUCAAGGUCAACACGCAAUCCAAUUGCCCGGAGAUAGCUCAGUGUGAUGCCCUGCGCCUCAUCGCAGAGCUGGAGGAAGCGAAGUUGUCGGAGGCCAUGGGAUCGCUGGCUACUUUGAGGUCGGCUAUCAUGGCAGCGAGAGAGCACACCCAGUGGAGCUGGAAGGAUGCCAUCAAGGAGUAUGUGGCGAUAGGGGACAAGGAGGCCGGUGUGAGAGCAGUCUUGGCAGCCCCAUUCAUGCACCAUGAACCGAUGGAGGACCAGCUGAAGGUGAUGGCUGAGAUGCCAAAGACGUCGGAGGAGGCUUGGAGCUGGAUGAAGAGCUUCCCGAUCAACCGGUCAAAUCAUGAACCAUGGGGACUUCGAGAGGGGCUAGGGGCCGACGAAGCCGCGAAGGUGAAGAAUGAGAACGCAAUGGUUCUCAAGAUGAUUUGGCUGUGGACGAAUGCGGAGGCAGCUCUGGAUGAUCAAGAAGUACCGGGACAUAAGGUGGGCUUUUGCUUGGAGUUUCCGGAAGACCCACAGUGCUACUUGCCAGAUGGACCUCAGAGGCAAAGUUGUGUGUCCAUUUGGAGAACGGGCUUCAUGAAGGAGUUCGUCAGGGUCACCCAGUUUGACAAGGUGCAGUUUGAGCAAGGAGCGUUGGGGCACCAGAAUAGGAGGCCUACGUGUUGUCUAACCAACUUAGAGCUGGGUAUCAACGGCUUGAGGGAUUCGCGAGCUUUCCUGAGCAAUGAAGAGGCGGAUCCGGACCAGUCGGUAUGGCCGUUUGGUUUCAGGAUUACCUUGGCGGAUACCAUCCAUGAGUGGAGUGCGUCAAGGAGUGCCAUUGCCAUCAAGAAGGCCAUGACAAAGGCAGAGCUUGCUGAGUGGAAAGCGCACAUUGAGCGCGUUGUGCACAGGGACGCGUAUGUCUUGAGCAUGGACAUUGUUGGGCCUUUCGCAGAUGUGGGACGAGAUGAAGUUCGAGGGUGUCGUUAUCGAUUUGCACUUGCAGCGACUUACCUCUACCCUAAGGUCAGGGAGAUUCCUGAAGAUGCUCCGAUCCCGGAUGAGGAGGAGGCGGAGAAGUUCCUCGCAGAGGAGGAGGACCAAUCUGAAGAUGGUGAGCAAGGCCCAGAGGACCCAGGUGCGGAUGCGCAGGAGGAGGAAUGGAAAAAGAAGGUUGAGGACUUGAAGAAGCCGAUGGAAAUGCAAGCACUACGGUUUGUGGUCCCUUUGGAGCGCCAUCGUGGAAAGGAGGUGUUAGAAGCGCUCCAGGAGCUCUACAUACGCAUCCGUACGCUUGGCCUACCUGUGGUGCGGGUGCACUCUGAUAGGGCAAGGGAGUUUAGAGUGAAACCGCUCAGACGCUGGUGCCGUGAAAGAGAUAUAUACCAAACGUUCACUGAAGGAUUGGCGCCCGCCCAGAAUGCCAUGGCAGAGAGCCAUGUGAAGUGGUUGAAAAGUAAGGCCAGGCUGCACCUCCAGGACGCGGAGCUGGACAAGGAGCUUUGGCCGUGCGCGAUGAAGCAUGCUUGUAAGCUUCACAAUGCCCGGGAGCUUGGUGAAAAGGCCCCGGACAUAAGGUUCGGAGCUGUGGUAUGGGUGAAGUCCAAAAAGGACCGAGGACCGUUUGACCCAAAGUGGGAGCGGGGUGUAUACAUGGGCCCUGCAGAUGAUGUUCGGGAUGGACACGUGGUGCGGCUGGAUGAUGGGUUGUGGCUGCGUACCUUGCAUAUGAGGACGGUGCGAGAUGAUGAAGUAGAAGACGAGGACGACGAGGAGUUCGUUGUGGACCUUGUGGAGCCUACCCGAAGGCUGCGAAGGAAGAUAAAGCUUGUGGAUCCGGAAGUGAGGGCGGUUGAUGCAAGGAGCCGCAAGGCUUUGGUGGAGAAGUUGCUGGCCUCCCCUAUAUGGAGCUCUCCGGAGGCAAAGAUCGAGAGACCACAGAUGAAGGAGGGUGAAGUUUGGGAAGGCGCGGCAUAUGUGAACCUUGGAGCCUACCAGCAUGGCGGGAUCACUAGUAUCACGGUGGCAACGGAGAGGUUUUCGCAUGAGAUAGAAUUGGUCACGAGUCUGUUGAAGAUAGACCACCCGGGGAAGGUUUUCACCUCAGUCGCCCUGGUGAAGAAUGCCACUAUGCCACUCCACAAGGAUGCCUUCAACUUAAAGUCCACUGUGAACCUGGUCUCGCCCCUCAAGGUGUCCAAAGGGAGCUGUGUAUGGCAGGAGAUGAAGCCCGGAGAUGAGUUCUAUGGGAAGUACAAGGCCAUGUGGCUUAAGGAGAAGGAGGUGCCGGGUCAACUGUUCAGUGUGGAGAAGCCGACUACGGUGCGCCCAGACCGGCUACAUGCGCCGCUCCGUGGAGAGGAUGGUGACCGAGUGGUGAUCAUUGGCUACACGGUCAGCAAAUGGGAGAAGCUGUACGACCAUCAUAGUGAGGACCUCAUGGACCUGGGCUUUGAGCUUCCAGAGAGGGAGCCCUGUUUGAGUGAUGGUUCUACAAUGGUGCCGCCUACAGGGACUACAGCAGUGUAUGGAGGUGAGUUCGAGUACGGCGCCUAUGGGACCAAUUUCGAGCUCUUCGGCGAGUUCUGGAAGGCGCCCGGAAAGUUUCCCGGAGCUGAGUGGGGAGAGGAUGGAGAAUGUGGUGUGGUAAUGACCUCCAUUCCACUUAUGCCCCUGAGUCACGAUGAGGAGGAGCAUCUGCGGAGGAGAGUGUCGUGGCUCUCAGAUCUCGUGGAGGAGGAGAGACAAGUCCGCCGAGCCAGAGAAGCCCGUGGGGAGUAUGCGAACCAAAGGGAGCGGCAGAUGUUCUAUAAGCUGGACGAAGCUAUCGACUACAUGAACGAGCUCCUGGCGGUCAGCGACAACACGAGGCAACAGAACAGGGUGAACUUGAUGAGAAUGGCAGUGGGCCACAACACCUCAGAGAAUGUGGAGGAGAUGCUGCGGUCACUGGACAAGCCUUUGGAGACGGUUCACACAGUGGACCUACAGGAGGUCAAACGGCACCUACAGGAGUGGACCCCCAGCAUAGCAAAGGAGGUUCAGACGCUGGAGGGAUCUGGGACUUUGCGUGGCUUGCCCCUUCAAGAGGCGAAGGAGAAGGCGGCGAAGGGUGAGUUGGUCCUGGUUCCAGCGAAGACGGUGCAUACAGCGAAACCUCCUGGAGAAGGUGAUGGGCUGUUCAAGAGGCGUUCGAGGAUCGUGAUCUGUGGAAACUACAUCCACAACGAAGUGGAGGUGUAUACGGCCUCAACCAAUGCAGAAAGUGUGAGGUGCUCGCUGUCGUAUGGGGCGAAAAGGAGGUGGCAUGGUGCUGUUACCGACGUGAACUCAGCCUUUACCCUCACCCCUAUGACAGAGUCAAAGGUCUGCUAUGCGAUCACUAUGCCAAAGGUUGUGGUGGAUGCAGGCUGCGCUCCUCCACAAACAGCCUAUUUGGUAGACCGUGUCCUCUACGGCCUAAGGGAGGCGCCAAGGCUGUGGGGAAGUUUCCGAGAUCGCCGGAUCAGCAGAGCCAAGCUUAAAGUGGGAGACAAGCAGUGCGUUUUCCUGCAGAUGGAGACGGAUCCCGCGGUUUGGCGUCUGGUGGAAAUGGGCUGUGAGUCCGAAACGCUGGCCCUCAUGAUCGUGUACGUGGACGAUGCCAUGAUGCUGGGCCCAGUGGACACGAUCAAGGUGAUGUACAAGUGGAUCACGGAGGGUACUGAGGGCGACGAAGGGUGGAAGUGUUCGCCUUUGGAGUGGUUGGGAAAGGAGCCAGUACGCUACCUGGGAAUGGAUGUGAGGCGAAGAGAAAAGGAGGACAUCACAAGUUUUCCCAUUUCCCCAGGAAGCUAUGUGACGCAGCUUCUUAGAAACUACCCCGAAGAGGCAGCGAGACCGUCCCAGAUUCCGGCGUCCAAGGAAGUGAUGCCGCCAGGAGAAGACGCAGAUGAAGUUGAAGUCGGGCCGGUCGACGAAGUUUUGGUUAGGCAAGCACAGAAGAUGGCAGGUGAGCUCUUCUGGCUUGUUACCAGAAUACGGCCAGAUGUGGGGUUUGCAACAGCUCAUGUUUGCAGUGCGACUACCAAGGACGCAGUGUCGGCAAUCAAGUUGGCCAAGAUGACUAUGAGAUAUUUGGCUUCGACGGUGUCUUGGGGACUGUGCUACGAUGGACAGGGAGGGCCAGUGGUUGCAUAUUCGGACGCAAGCUUCGCGCCGCAUGGAGAUCGCAGCUUUGGUUGCGUGACUACGGCUACUUAUGGAGGCUUUGCAGCUUGGAGGAUGACGAAGCAGCCCACAAUAGCUUUGUCUGCGGCCGAAGCAGAGCUGGUGGAGUUGUUGAAUGCGAGUCAACAAGCUGCGGGCCUACAAGCAUGGGUUAAUGAGGUGUCCAGCGAAGACCUGGAUGAACCCAUGGUGUUGCGAGUGGACAACACAGCGGCCUGUGGGUUGGCCACUACAGCGCCGGGUUCAUGGAAGACCCGGCACCUCAAGGUGAAGGCCAGACAUUUGAGGAUGGAGACCAACGAAGGCCGGAUCCAGGUGAUUCACACCCCGGGUGAGGUGCAAGUGGCCGACAUGGGGACAAAGCCAGUUCCGGCUCCGAGGCUACAGGACUUGAGAAGAUUGUGGGGAAUGUGCUCCGCGGAGGACUUCGAGGAUGAGGAACGGGAGGUCGUCAUCAAAAUCCCGCGAGUUGAGACGACUGACGUGUACAACAAAAAGCCUUUGGACUACGAUGGGAGCUUCGAGUUCUAUGGGAUGCUGUUGAUAGCAGGAGUGGCGUUGCUGGGAAUAUGGGAGAUGCUGAAGUGGGCAGCCCAUAAGUUCUUUGGCGAUGAGGCCAGGAUUGCAAAGGCGCGUCGACUGUUGAGGAUUCAGAACCAGGCCACAAAGGCUUUGCAAGAGGAGCUUGCAUCCAUGACGAGUGCGAGAGCCUUUGGGAACUGCUACAGCGGGGAGUUUAACGCCGACUUCCAGUACGACGGCAACCUCCAGUACGGCGGCUACUACGAGAGCGGUUGA
Molecule: messenger RNA, 7554 nt
Organism: Symbiodinium sp. CCMP2592
Lineage: Eukaryota; Dinophyceae; Suessiales; Symbiodiniaceae
Source: the annotation of a GenBank genome assembly